AUGAGAGGCGUAUCGCCAUUUUCUACUUUCGUUCUCCUUUCUAUUUUUGCAGUUUCAUUCUGCAAAGAUAAACAGGAUUCAGGCAAUGGAACUAUUGUGAGAGCCCGUUUAGAGGUGUGUUGAAGUCAGCCUGUUUGUUUAUCAUGUUAAAACAGACAGACUUUUCAAGAGUGGAAGGUUCGAUCUGUUAAACAGCUGUAAGAUUCUUUGUGGGAACGGUAGUGGCGCAGGUUUCUCUGCUCCUCCAGUAAAAUAACUCAUUAAAUGUAAGUAUUUUUUGUACGUAAGUAGCCGUCCAGCUCCUAAAGGGUAAAAUAACUGCAACUUUAGAAGGCGUGAAUUAUUCCUUGUCAAUUAUUGAGCUUCCGUCUUUGUACUAAUCGUCUGCCCAGAAGCCAUCAAGAUUAUUCAUGUAAAUUAAAGUUAGGCAUGCCUCAGAAAGUUUUCUCCUCAUUGGAUCGAUCAAAAUUGAUAAAAUCGCUUUAAAAUGAUUACGCACUGCAAUAACGGAAAGAAAAAGAAAAUUUUUCAUGUAGUCCUUGAUUCUUUUGUUGCAAGUCGUUCACCUCUUUAAUAUUUUAUUGUCUGUGGUCAUUGUGGUGAAACCCUCUCAUCUUUUUUCAUUGGCUAGAAAUGGUGUAAUUUUUCUGUUCCUAGAGCAAUAUGCGAUAAUUAUUCCGUUAGGCUGCGGGAGAAUUAGCCUGGUAAAUCUUAUAAGGAGGGUGGCUAGGGGGAUGGCUAUUCUUUUGAGUGUUGAGAAGGGGCACAUAUGAACCUCAUGAGAUGAAUCAAUUGAAAAUUCUUAAAUUAUUUGUUUUGUUGGAAGUGUUAGAUAAAGUUAAGAUAGGGUCAGGGAAUGAUAACUUGAAAAACCAUGGCCAGGCAAACUCUCCAUUUGGUCACUGUUUGCAAUACCUCUUGAUAUAUUGUUUAUAGUGUGCUUACUUUGGUCAGCAACUCUGGUAGAAUGCAUAAAAUGUGUAGCUAAAAUUGUUAAAUAUUAAUCAUGGAUUUUUAAACAAGAGUCUAGGUCUGUCAGUGAGUCUUGGAUUCAUCAAGAGAACUGAGAUUUUUUCUUUUUCCUUGCUCAUAACAAAAUGAAUAAAACUGAGCUGGAGAAUUUACCAUGUUUCUCAACUGAAUAAUAUUUCCCUUGAUCCCUUGAUAGAGUGGUUUCAAGGAAAGAAGUAGAGGGAACAAAAUAUGCAUGUUAUUAUUUCUUUUGUGUACAUCUGUAUACUUGUUAUUUUUGUGAAUUUUGAUAUUUUGGAAAAUGUCUAUUGAUACAGCUGUGUAGACUUUUUUAAGAACUACUCCAGCAUAUUUAAGGUAUCAGAUUUUUUUUAUACAACUAAGGGUUUAAAAAAAUAUGUACACACACUUGGUCUCAAAGUUACUAAUUGUUAUAUUUUUCUCAGACCUGUGGUGGAUGACGUUUGAAUCGCCUCCCAGAGGUAAGAUUUACUCCCUGCUUGCUUUUAAGUAAGCUUGGUUGAAAAGAAAAAAAAGAAGUCUUGUUACAAGUUUCUACCUAUCUUGUGAAUGUGUAAAUAGAAAUCAAACUUGCUUUUUUAGCAGUUUACUUCAUUUUCAAGUGAGAGUUAUCAAUCAGUCAAGACCUCAGCACAAAUCAAAACUGUUAUUGUGGUACCACAGUUAAGCUAGCUCAUAUUAUGUCUUUUAUCAGUUUAACUAAAAAAUACUCUUUUUAUAUUUUUCCACAGGUGAAGGCUUUCAUUUCAAAGCUUUUGCCUUUCCAGUAUCCUUUUAUUCUUGUCCAUUGAUGCAAAUUGAAACUAAAGUGCAAUCCCUCUAUAACAGCUUUUUUAAGGACUAGGAACUUUUGCCAUACAGCACAUGUCUAACAGCUUUUCAUUAGUUUGGAAUGACUUUUGGUGGGAGUGUCCAUGUGCGUGUGGGAGGGGAGGGGGGAGGAAGUAACCUUCAUUGGACAAGCAUCUGUCUAAAGGGGGUGACAAUACUCCUUUUUGCUUCAUGCUCAGGAAACAAGAAUAAGCUUGAGCAGAGUGAGGGACUAGGUACAAUUGCUGACUUCACAUGUACAUGUGUUUAACACCUUUUUUCCCCAUCUGUAAUGUACCAAAAAGUGUCAGUUAUGUUCCUUUAUGAUGUAUAGCCAUGAUGUGAACAUUAAGUACAUUCCUGGUAAAGACCCAACCAUGGUGUUCUUAAAUUCUGACAACAAGGUGGUGCUGGUGAGUAAACUGUUUUACCAUGGCAGUGUCAUUUUCUAGAAGUCCCAAUCUUACUUUAUCUGACAAAGCUCUUGAUGACCAUACAGACACUGACACCUCAGUUAUCUGAUAGCUCAAUGAUUCUCACAAACUUUUGUCACUGUUGUUUUGUUAUCAACCUCCUCCAUUGUUUUUCCAUGCAGGAGGAAGAUGUUUCAGAGAUGAAGACAGAUGAAAUAUCCCAACUCUUAGAAAAGCAUGGAUUGCCUAAGUCAGCAGAAGCCAGGAGUGAAGUUCCUGAGGAGCCAGAUGAGCCAGAGGAACCGGAAGAGCCAGAAGAGCUGGAAGAGCCAGAAGAAGAGGAGCUGGAAGAGGGUGAUACAGAAGAAUAUGAUGAUGAUGAGGAAGAUGAUGUUACAGACCAUACUGAACUAUAAAUUCAUUUUCUUCCAAUACCAAUGAGCAGAGUAAUUUGAGUAGGGUGUAGGUUUUUCAAGUGGCUAUACAUGCUCACAUAAACUCUUUUCCUUAUAUUUCACAAUCAAGAAAAAAUAACAAAAUUUAGUUACCGGUAUGUAGGCUAAAUAUUUUACAUUUCUUUAAUUGAUAUAAUUUACAGCACAAAUUGGUAGAAAUGCAAAGAAAGACAAAGUGUUUAGUACAACAACUUUCAAGUCAUCCCAGGCUGUGAAGGUGUUUAAGAGUACAUGACACAGUUGUGGA
Pocillopora meandrina is the source of this 2918-nucleotide messenger RNA. The record is from the annotation of a GenBank genome assembly. NCBI's taxonomy places the organism in Eukaryota, Metazoa, Cnidaria, Anthozoa, Scleractinia, Pocilloporidae.